This is a messenger RNA of Sclerotinia sclerotiorum 1980 UF-70, 3291 nucleotides long. RefSeq lists its product with no specific name. The record is from RefSeq and is a predicted model, not a curated record. Gene Ontology annotation, biological process: regulation of DNA-templated transcription. The transcript has 2 exons. Bases 1 to 3291 code for a protein of 1096 amino acids. NCBI's taxonomy places the organism in Eukaryota, Fungi, Ascomycota, Leotiomycetes, Helotiales, Sclerotiniaceae.
AUGGCUCUUGAAUUGAUUGGUGGGAUAGCAAGUAUUGCUCAACUCGCUGGAACCAUCUACACAAUAUCAAAAACCCUUUACGAAGUGGGAGAGGCUCUAUCAAAUGCACCUUCCGAUAUCAAGGAUUUAGCAAGAGACCUCGAGACAUUUUCAGAUGAGCUUCAUUUAUUAUCCACACUGCUCCAUGGUAAAGAUGGACGUUAUGCCGAUCAAGUGUAUAGGCUUACAGCCAAAAUUAUUGGAGAUUCUGCCACGAUAUGUACAAAAAUUGAUCGGAUCAUUCGAAAAUUGAAAAGUGGUAAUAUGUGGGCUAAAGUGAAGUGGUUGUAUAAAGAGAAGGAGAUCAUGAAAUUAUUGGCAAGACUUCGCGACUUGAAGCUCAGUUUGAUGGGUACAUUGAGCGUACUGAGUGCGUUAAGGGCCGAUCAUAUGAUGGAUUCUUUGGGUAUACAAAAUUCCAGCUUGAUUGGAGGACAGAAAGGUCAUGAUCUAUCGGUAGAGACGCGCAAGCAAGUUGAAGACACGAAAAUGAAACUCGCUGGACUGACGAUUAAGGAUGAUACUCAAAGUUGCUCUACGUCAAAAACGAUGGUCCAAUCAAGCGUAUCUUCACUUUCAGGGAGCUCAAGCACAGCUUUAAGUUUAUCGGCCACUUCAGGAACAUAUAUUGGUUCUGCGGCAUCUAGAACACCUAGUACAGCCAGCUUUGCAACAUCUGCAUUCAUUUCGAUGGCCACGACACCCAGUAGAAUGCCACCACUCCUAAACUCAAAAGCACUCGAGUCUGUGGAUUCAUUCCAUAGCGCUGUGUCGUCUCAUAACGAAGACGAGGAAUCUGUGAAGAUAUGGCGAAACGAAAUGGCUCUCUCGGCUGUGAAGCAUUUCAACAUGGAAAAGAAAGAUGCUGAAGAAUGGGCAAUGCGCUUGCCAGUUCCCAGCAAAGUUCUGGCAACCACUCCUCACGCUGAAAAGUAUGGACAACUUGGAACUGCGAAUAAUAUGCAUGAGCUAGGAAAUCAUGAAAAUAGUCCAUUUUCGCAGCCUAAUAGCACGCCUAUGGACUUUCAAGGUCAACAAGACGAAGAUGAUUCUUUUUAUGGGUACUCUCCUACCAGCGUUGGAUACAGUCCUAUAGAUGGCGAUAGUCCGGAGACUGAAGCUCUUCAGGCUGAUGCUACGCUGACAUCUUCAACCGAAGAGAAGAAACGUCCUACUAUCUCACGAUUUGAGGGCGAGUCUUUGACCGUCGAUGAGUCACCGCUCAUGGACAAUCAGGAAGGACAGGAGAUGAAACCUGCGACUUCGUCUACAUUUAUUCCAACAAUACCUAUUAAGAAGGCAAGCCAUAGCCUGUUUACUCAUAAUGAUGAAAGAGUUUAUGGUGCGGCUUCUAAAAUAGAGUCAUUUCCUUCAAAACCGACAGAUCGUGGUCGAAAAGCACAGCAGCAACAGUCACAGAUUCCUCCGAGACUUUUACCUACUCAAUACCCACCUACUAUGCACAACAAUGAUGAGAUCAUCUUUCCUCGAAAUUUGCAUCACGAUGGAUCUAUAGCGUCAUUUUUAUACCCAUAUCCAGGUCCCUCUCAUCAGCCUCCUCUGCUAGAUUACCAAACUCAAAUCACGCUUCUCGAUGAUCAAAAUAAAAGGAGAUUGGCAAUGACACGACAGGAGCAACAAGCUGGCCGUCAGCAAUUACUAGGAAAGAACCGAUCAAACUUAGCAAACACGGCUUUGCAGAUGAAUAUGCAUUCGGAUGAGCACGCGCAGCAAGGUCAUCAAAGGAAACUUAUGCUUCUCGAAGAGCAGAACAAAAAGAGGUUGAUGAUGGCACGACAGGAGCGACGAGAUAAAGGCGAUUAUCAAGAGCAACUUAUGCUUCUUGAGCAGCAGAAUAGGAAAAGGUUGAUGAUGGCACAGAAGGAGCAACAAGAUCGGGGUGAUUGGCAAAGGCAAUCUAUGCUUCUUGAAGAGCAGAACAGAAAAAGAUCGACGAUGGCACAGCUGGAGCAGCAAAAUCACAAUCCUGUGCUACCACCUGCAACAAUGACCUCAGGUGAUAAUACAUUUGAUGGUACCAAAAACUUUAGUGUUGAUACAGAUUAUUUUAGACGUCGGGCUCGUCGGAGCUCAACUGCAAUGCCGUCAAGUUCAUCAUCUCUUCAAGGUGAAGCAUCACAGCUACAUUCUCAGCCAUAUCAACAGGUUCAAACGCAACGACAACAACAAAUGAGCCAGCAAUCCUCUCAUCAAAUUCAUGAAAUUAAACAAAGUCAACAAGUCCAAAUACAACGCCAAGCAUCACAACAAAGCCAUACAAGCGUCAACCAGCCUCAUAACCAGCCUACUAAUCUCAUGAGAAAAACUGAAAAAUUCAUUGCUUCAGCCGCGGAUCACACUGGGGUAAUUCCUGGACCAGCUUCAGAAGUGCCGAAUAAGAACCCAUCGAUCCAACCAAUUAAUCAAUUUUUAGAGUGUCAAAUGGCAUUGUCUCAUCGCCAAAAUGAGGCUUCCGAUCAAGGGCUAGGUGGACUCUGGUCCAGAGCCCUUACAGAAGUUAAAUCGUUUAAUCAACUCAUAUACGGUAACUUACAAAGACUUUUAGCUAGCGAAGGUUUAUUCAUUACUUCAACUACAAACUUGAACCCUCUUUUUAUUAAUCCAGAUUGGUCUGCAAAUCCUUGCAAGGAAAGAGUUGCUUCAUACUGUCAGAUAUUUCCUAGUGUAGCUGGAUCUAUUCAACGAAUACUUGAUAUACUAGGUGUGAUGGAAGAGACAAUCGGCUUUAAAAUUGGGGCCAUCGCAUGGGCAUCUCUUCUCAUUGCCGUCGAGGAUCUAUUCUCGAUUCGUACAAAGUUAUCAAUUGAUCUCCAAAUCGAAAUCAUCACCGAACUUGCAGAGAUCGCUAGCAUCAUCGCUCGAUAUACCGUCAUGGAAAAUAUAUAUGCUCAAUGGAAGGGAAUGACCCUCGAAAGAGAUUAUAAGGAAUCCCUGAUUAAUUUGUCCACUCAUAUUUUGAUAUACAUCGGGACUCUCUUUUCACUGCCUAAAGACGUCGGGGUUAAUCUGAAUAUGAAACCCUAUUUUCAUAAAGUCGUUGAAGCAGAUACAGCAUGUCGGGGAUUCACAGUGAUCUUUAGUUCUGAAAUUGGCGCCCGCGCCGUUGAUCAGAAACGCUCAAUUGGGGAUAUUUCUGAUGAUUCGGAUGAAUCAGAUGAUACUGUAAUGAAAGGUGAUAAGGAAAUUGGAAUGAAAGAUUCGCACUUGCCGGCAAAGCGUAUGAGGAUAUAG